UUUGUUUGUUCUAUGAUAUGUGAUAUGAGUUGUGUUAUGUUAAGUUACAAUACGAACGGUUGAAAUAAUUUCUUUAGUUUAAGUUUUCUGAUUUUAUCUUUAAACAAAUCAGCAUAGGAUUUUGAUUUGAUCAUGGGUACAGAAGCUGAAAAUAUUUCCAAGUAUUUAAAAACAAAAGAGAUUCAGCUACCCUCAAACAAUAAAUGGCUUUUAGAUUGCAUAAGCUGGUAUAAAUCCCACUCUGAAGUGAGGAACAUCUACCAUUCCCUUCAAGACUAUGUAUGUAUUCAGUGGCUAUUGUCUGAUCUGAAGGAUGUGCAACAGCGAUGUUUACCCACAAAUUGUAAGCAUUUGAACACAGAGCUGCCCGGAAGAUACUGUGUUCAGGUGAAUUGGGUCAGAGAUAUAAGCCAGCCAUGCUACACACAGCUUCAAGCUAUGAAAAACAACAAUAUUGAGGACAGCAAUGAGAACGUAUCUGCAGAGGAAACAAAAAAACAAAACUGGGAACCAAAUCCCAAGAGAGUACUGAUGAUGGAGAUAACAGACGGGUUCACAACACUCAAAGCCAUGGAGCAUUCGCCGAUAGCAAAGCUUGUAGAGCCCUUCAUACCUGGCUUUAAGGUGGUUUUAAUUGGACCCAUUGAAUGUAGAAAAGGUAUUCUCUUUCUGAAAAGUAACAAUAUCACUGUUCUUGGGGGCGAAGUUGACUAUAUGGGUGAUAUAAACUCAAAAGAGAGCAUCCUAUCUCGGUGUUUGAAUAUAACACCCUCAGAGAGUAACAACAGCUCAGGGAGUAACAGUAAUCGUCCUGCGGUUUCUCUCCCUCCACCCCCUCCUCCAACUUUCGACAACAGACCUCAACUUGAGCCAAUGAUGAAUGAUGUAGACCAGCUACCAGAUUCAACGUCAUUUAUUGACAGCAACAAUCAUCAAGAUAACCAAGACCAUUAUGUUGCUCUGAUGGAAGAUGACAAUGACUUGUUUUGUCAGUUGCCAGACACGAUGUUUAAUGACAAUUUCAAUCAACCGGUGAACCAAUUGUCUCCAGUUUUAGACCACAACUCCCCAGAAAUAGUUCAUAGUUCUGUGGAAAACAUUCCAGAAGAAACGCGUCUAUCACCUAUUAGACCUAAAAAUCACAAUAGACCAAAACUAUUUCCUUCUAUGGAAGAUUUAAGGCCGGAGAGAGAAUCUUCUUUGUCAACAACAUUGAAUAAGAACUUGAAUAACCGUUCCGAAUCAUCCUCAAGUACUGGUGUAAGAGUGUCUAACACAAACACUUUAAAUAGACAAGCUGCUUAUGAAUCGAACAAAGAGCUCAGUGUAUCACCGAGUAGUGCAAAAAGUGAAAAUAAAUCUGGACUCCAGAAUAGACCUGCGGAAAUUCCUCAAAAUCAUAAAAAUCUCAAUGAUUCCAUUUCAGAUCAAAUUGAUGACAUGUUGAAUAAAACUGGUGAAGUCGUGUAUCCUCAGUUCAAGAAAACUAAAGUUAAAGUACUAAGUAUUACUAAAGUCAAAAUUAAAAACAGUGAAUGGAUAUGUUGUGCUUCAGUAAGGAUUGAAGAUGAACCUCAUGAUGUAACUUUUAGUAACAAGGCUCUAGAGAAGUUUUUUGGAACAUCAGCAGCUGAGGUGGAAGGUUUACGUAGUGAAAUGAGUAAAAACCCAUCUUUGAAAGAAAAAAUCAACUAUAUUUUGAAAACCGGUCAAACCAAAUUGAAACUUCUCAACUGUCUGAUGGUUGUGGAAUACUCAAGCGAAGGAUGCAUCCCAAAUAUUGUCUCCAUACAUGAAGAAUGAUAACAUUAUUACCUGCUGAAAGAAGAAAUCUACUAGUCCAUUCCGUUCCGACCAAAGUGUAUAUUAAUUUAAUAAAGCGAUUUUCACCAAAAUCAA
This is a messenger RNA of Macrosteles quadrilineatus (aster leafhopper), 1899 nucleotides long. RefSeq names its product recQ-mediated genome instability protein 1-like. Gene Ontology annotation, molecular function: nucleotide binding. Gene Ontology annotation, biological process: resolution of meiotic recombination intermediates; double-strand break repair via homologous recombination. Bases 133 to 1803 code for a protein of 556 amino acids. The record is from RefSeq and is a predicted model, not a curated record. The transcript is spliced from 9 exons. NCBI's taxonomy places the organism in Eukaryota, Metazoa, Arthropoda, Insecta, Hemiptera, Cicadellidae. Gene Ontology annotation, cellular component: nuclear body; RecQ family helicase-topoisomerase III complex.